Cyprinus carpio (common carp) is the source of this 2327-nucleotide messenger RNA. Its product is annotated as molybdenum cofactor biosynthesis protein 1-like. The record is from RefSeq and is a predicted model, not a curated record. Gene Ontology annotation, biological process: Mo-molybdopterin cofactor biosynthetic process. Lineage: Eukaryota; Metazoa; Chordata; Actinopteri; Cypriniformes; Cyprinidae. Gene Ontology annotation, molecular function: cyclic pyranopterin monophosphate synthase activity; metal ion binding; 4 iron, 4 sulfur cluster binding.
GACUAUCCUUGACGUUCAUUGGCUGUGCAAAGGCGCCCCCCCUCGUAAAUGUUCCAGGCUAACUGCAUGUCAAGUUUAAGCCAGACGCUACAUCCGCAGAUAAUGUUCCCGUUUCAACACAGACUAACGUUUUUGCUUUGACUAUGGCAUUAAACUGCAGCACAUUUAGCCGCCUUAUCUUAGGAGCACAGACCGCGGCUGAGGCCUGCGGAAAGCGAGCAGUUCAACAGACAAGUGGGAGAUACAGAGUGUGUCGAUGGUAUGCUGGUGUCACUCAUGAAGAGAAAACUCUGGAGCAGGUCGGAGAGCUUAUGGUUCCAGGUAGUCAGAGGCGAGUCCUGAAGGAUGUCCUGCCUUUCUCAGCAUUCCUUAUGGAUUCCUUUGGACGCAGGCAUAAUUACCUUCGCAUGUCUCUUACUGAGAAAUGUAACCUCCGCUGUCAGUACUGUAUGCCGCAGGAAGGGGUAACGCUUACCCCUCGCUCUCAGCUCCUAACAGCAGAGGAGUUGCUGAUGUUAGCCAGACUCUUUGUACGAGAGGGGGUAAACAAGAUACGACUGACUGGAGGAGAACCUCUCAUACGCCCAGACGUUCUGCCUAUAAUAGCGGAACUUAGGAAGUUGGAGGGUCUGAAGACCAUUGCAGUCACUACAAAUGGGAUGAAUUUGACCCGACUGUUGCCCAGUCUAAAGAAAGCUGGAGUAGAUCUGCUCAACAUAAGUCUAGACACUCUGGUCCCUGCAAAAUUUGAGUUCAUCGCUAGACGAAAAGGGUUUCAUAAAGUGAUGGAGGGCAUUGAAAAGGCUAUUGAAAUGGGCUACAAUCCAGUUAAGGUGAACUGUGUGGUCAUGAGAGGUUUGAAUGAAGAUGAGUUGAUUGACUUUGUGUCACUGACAGAGAGGAAACCAUUGGAUGUGAGAUUCAUAGAGUACAUGCCUUUUGAUGGUAACAGAUGGAAUUUCAAGAUGAUGGUGAGCUAUCAGGAGAUGCUGGACUGUAUAAAGCAAAAAUGGCCCAAUCUGGAGCCUGUGCCUGGAGAGGAAAUGGAUACAGCCAAGGCGUUUAGAGUACCAGGAUUUCAGGGCCAGCUGGGCUUCAUUACCUCCAUGUCAGACAAUUUCUGUGGCUCCUGUAACCGCCUGCGCAUCACGGCUGAUGGCAACCUUAAGGUUUGUUUGUUUGGAAAUUCAGAGGUGUCUUUGAGGGAUUUUCUGCGCUCUGGAGCAACUGAAGAGGAACUACUGCACAUCAUAGGGGCAGCAGUCGGGAGGAAGAAGAAACAGCAUGCGGGGAUGUUCAAUAUAUCUCAGAUGAAGAACAGGCCAAUGAUCCUCAUUGGUAGAGAAUACAACUGGCUUCUGUCAGUGCCUCUGUUUAGAGGCAGUCAGAGGCAGCCUCUUCCUCUGAUCCACUGCAUGGAUUCAGCAGCCUCUGCUACAUCAGAGGCACUUUGCAGUGAAGUGAUGACCGAAUCUUUUCAUCAAGUGAAUGCUGGUGCCUUAAAAAACCCCACAGCUUCAACUGUUCAUAUGCAUAUUUUGCGCUGGGGGUCUCAGCCACCACAGCUACAGUCCAAAACAUUUCCUCCCAUCCUCUUUCAGAGUGCACUACUGUCAACAUACAAAUUUAGAGAUUCACCUCACCACCAGUUUGCACGCCACUACUGCAGCAAAACCCCUGAAUGUGGGUUUGAUUCGAAAACACCUCAUACAGAUGCACAGUCCUCCAGUCUUGAUGGAACCUCUGAUCAGUUGACCCACACUGAUGCACAGGGUAAAGCCUCCAUGGUCAACGUGGGCGGAAAGGCGGUAACUUGUCGUACAGCCAUGGCUUGUGGCAAGGUCAUCCUGGGCCCAAAAGCUUUUAAUUUGGUGCGUGCCAACCAACUUGCCAAGGGUGAUGCACUAGCGGUAGCACAGCUAGCUGGCAUCAUGGGUGCCAAGCAGACCUCAUCUCUCAUUCCCCUCUGCCACCCGCUUCCUCUUGACCACGCCUCCGUUACCAUAGAGUUGCUGGAGGAAGAACAUGCUGUCAUCAUCAAGGCAACCUGCCAAACCACGGGCCGCACAGGAGUGGAGAUGGAAGCCCUGACUGCCGCUGCGGUGGCUACGCUAACCCUCUAUGACAUGUGCAAGUCAGUCAGCCAUGAUAUUGUUAUUACUGACAUCAAGUUGCUCAGCAAGACGGGCGGACAGAGAGGUGAAUUUCAUUGGUCACCUGAUUCCUAAAGAACGCAUAAACGGCUGGCUUAAUCUCACCUGUUUGAAUGUAGCUACAGUAUUUAAUUUUUUCAUUUUAGAAUGACACCAGUUUUCUGUAACAAAAUG